This is a messenger RNA of Musa acuminata AAA Group (dessert banana), 1992 nucleotides long. RefSeq names its product iron-sulfur cluster assembly SufBD family protein ycf24. The transcript has 2 exons. Gene Ontology annotation, biological process: iron-sulfur cluster assembly. The record is from RefSeq and is a predicted model, not a curated record. Bases 67 to 1761 code for a protein of 564 amino acids. Lineage: Eukaryota; Viridiplantae; Streptophyta; Magnoliopsida; Zingiberales; Musaceae.
UCCUCUUCUUCUUCUUAUUCCCCAGACCGGCCUCUCUUCGCGCAUCGGCUGUUUCCUCUCUCCUCAAUGGCUUCCUCCACCACCUCAUCAUCCUCCACGUCCCUCUUCUCCCCCCUCUCCCCUCUCCAAACCCCACCCCGAUACAAACAUACAAAUCCCUCGGAUCUACGCCUAGGGUUUCGUCGCAUCAGCUUCUUCCCCAAUUCAAGAACCCUAAUCCCAGUCCCACCCCCCCAAAGGAGUCCUCGCUCGGAUCCGAUACGCGCCGUGCAAACCGACCGCAAACCCAGCCGCUCCCCCAACGACGGUGGUGGCAAGGAGGACGGCGACCCCAUCGAGCGGUUCUUGAAGCGGGACUACUCACAGUGGGGCUUUGUUUCUGACAUCGAGUCUGUCUCGAUCCCCAAGGGCCUUGAUGAGGGCACCGUACGCCUAAUCUCCGCCAAGAAGGGCGAGCCUGACUGGAUGCUCCAGUUCCGCCUCCGCGCCUUCCGCCGCUUCCAGGCCAUGCGCGAGCCGCAGUGGUCGGACAACCGCUACCCACCCAUCGACCUCCAGUCCAUCUGCUACUACUCCGAGCCCAAGCGGAAGCCCAAGCUUGGUAGUCUCGACGAGGUCGACCCGAAGCUCCUCGAGACCUUUGACCGCCUCGGCAUCCCCCUCAACGAGCAGAAGCGCCUCGCCAACGUCGCAGUUGACGCCGUCAUCGACUCCACCUCCAUCGCCACCACACACCGUGCCGCCCUCGCUGAGAAAGGCGUCGUAUUUUGCUCCAUCUCUGAGGCAAUCAGGGAGUACCCAGACCUCGUCCGUCGUUACCUGGGCGAGGUCGUCCCUCCGGGGGAUAACUACUAUGCCGCCCUCAAUUCUGCUGUCUUCAGUGACGGUUCCUUCUGCUACAUCCCCAAGGACACUGUGAGCCCUAUGGAAAUUUCCACCUACUUCCGUAUUAACGACCGGGAGACUGGACAGUUCGAGAGGACUCUGAUCAUCGCUGAUGAACGGAGCUAUGUGAGCUACUUGGAAGGCUGCACGGCGCCUUCCUAUGAUAAGAACCAGCUACAUGCUGCGGUGGUGGAGCUUUACUGUCAUGAGGGGGCCGAGAUCAAGUACUCCACUGUGCAGAACUGGUAUGCUGGGAAUGAGCAAGGCAUCGGUGGGAUCUACAAUUUUGUUACAAAGAGGGGGCUUUGUCAAGGUAAAGGGUCUAAAAUUUCUUGGACACAGGUGGAAACUGGGUCCGCAAUAACAUGGAAGUACCCCAGCGUAAUUCUGAGGGGGGACGACACAGUAGGUGAGUUUUACUCGGUAGCACUGACAAAGGAUUUUCAGCAAGCAGAUACAGGAACAAAGAUGAUUCAUCAGGGGAAGAAUACUAGGAGUCGAAUAGUCUCCAAGGGCAUAUCUGCUGGGAAGUCGAGGAAUUGUUACCGGGGGCUUGUUAAGGUCCAGCCUGAUGCAGAAAAUGCUCGUAACUUUUCACAAUGUGAUUCUAUGCUUAUUGGUGACACAGCUGCUGCAAACACAUAUCCCUACAUAGAGGUAAAGAACCCUACAGCCCGUGUUGAGCAUGAAGCAAGCACUUCGAAGAUAGGCGAAGAUCAGCUCUUCUAUUUUCAGCAGAGGGGGAUUGAUCACGAAAAGGCCGUAGCUGCAAUGAUAGGUGGAUUCUGCAGGGAUGUUUUCGACAAGCUCCCCCUCGAGUUUGCCUCUGAGGUGAAUGCACUCAUGAACUUGAAAUUAGAGGGGUCUGUUGGGUAAAUAUCCUCGUCUCUUAGCGGAACAAAAAGUUCGGGACUUCUUGUAUACUGUAUAGCUUGAUAAAAAAGCAGGGUGACUUAUAGCACAGAAGUCAAUAUCGAAUGCCCUCUUUAUUUUGUUCUUCACACGAGAUGACCGCAUCGAUGAUAAAUCCAAGCUCAAUGUACCUUCUGUUUGGAGAUGAGAAUGUUGCUCACAAGAUUUUCCCAGUAAAGAUCAGAGCUUUCAGUA